AUGAGCACGCAUCCGGGGGAAUACGUGUACGCAUUGUACAACUUCGAUGCAGAGAACCCCGAUGAAGUGAGCUUUAAGGUAGGCGAGCGCGUCCUCGUCGUGGAGAAAGACGACGCGUACGGCGACGGCUGGUUCCAGGGCACCAACGUGCGCGGCGAGACGGGCCUCUUUCCUUUUUCCUACACCACCUACGACCAGGCCGCGGCGCAGACCAUGCUGGACGGCGCCGCGAAUGCGCAAAAUGCCGCGCCGGCCGAGCCGAAGCAGGAGGCGCCGAGCGCGGGCGCCGCCGUGCUCGGCGGCGGCGCAUCGGCCAGCGCUGCGCCGACGAAAGAAGCCGAGCCGGGAGUGAUGCGAUCGACGAUGGCGGAUAUUGAUAAUGCGAUCACGGAGCUCCACACCAAAGAGGGCCGGCAGUCGGACGCGGGCUCGCAGGCCACCGACGCAGACCUCGACGAGGACGAGGACGGCGAGCACGACUUUGCUGCACGCGCCGCGGCACGCGAGGCGCUCGCCAAGAACGCACAAAAGAGCCUCGCGCUCGCCGCACAGCAGGAGCAGCCAGGGCCGUGGUCCGCUGCUGCCGGCCUCGGCGACUCGGACCUCUCGCGCGACGCCAAUGCCAACAGCCUCAACAUGCGUCACAUCAGCCUCGGCACGACGCCGGGCGUCACGCCGUUAGCUUACCUCGAAAUGAGCGACGAGAGCGAGGACGAGCAGGACGCUGAAAGCGGCGCGGCAGAGCCCGCCGCCGCCGCCGACGACUCGCACCGCCGCGAGGCGCUCCAGCAGCUCGAGGCGACCAAGCCCACCGAGUCGCAGGCGGCCACCACCACGCCGAGCGUGCUGGGCUCGGUCGCGGCCGCGGCCGCCGUGCCCGCGGCCGCCGUCGGCGCGGCAGUCGGCCUCACCAAGGAAACGAGCCCGGCGGCGCCCGAGGCGUACAGUGCCCCGGAGCAUGCAGCGCCCGCCGUAAUGCAGGCCGAGGAAGAACUGAGCCUCCCGGGCGGCUUUGUCUCGGAGCCGAGCAUGCGCGAAGCGCCCGCGGCGCCGAUCGCCGAGGCGCCGCAGCAGGUGCCGGACGCGGCCACAGAGCCGCUCAAGGCGCCGAGCGCCGACGUGCCCGCCGAUGUGCCCGCCGCAACGCGCGAGGUGCCUCCUGUGCCGACCGAGACGCUUGCCCCAGCCACCGAGGUGCCGCCGACCGAGUCGGUGCCUGUCGUGCCCGCCGUCGCCGCGGUCCCGACGCCGUCGGUGCCUGCCGUGCGGUCGGUGCCUGCGGUGCCGUCGGCGCCGGCUGCGCCGACCAGCCUCCCGUGGCAGACGCCGGCGAGCGCGCCCGAGCCCGAGGCCAAGGCGGCGCCAUCGGCCACGCAGCCCGAGCUGCUGCACGCGUCGCAGCCUGAGCAGUCCACCUCGCCCCUUAUUUCCGAGACGGCGCCGACGUCGCCGGCGCUCUCGACGCCCUCGGCCAAGAACCCGGAGACGUGGAGUGUCGACGAGGUCCUUGCCUGGGCGCGCUCAAAGAACUACGACCAGCCCACGAUUGAGAAGCUCGCCGAGCACGAGAUCAGCGGCGAUGCGCUGCUGGCCAUGGACAUUAACCUCUUGAAAGAAAUCGAUAUUGUGGCCUUUGGCCGCCGCUUCCACCUGGCCAACGGCAUCAAGGAGCUGCGCGAGCAGGCCGGCAGCGGCGUGUCUGUGCCAGUUGCAGCGCCUGUCGCCGCGCCUGCCGCUUCUCCCGCCGCCGCGCCUGCCGCUUCCCCUGCCGCCGCGCCUGCGACGCAGUCGCCGCCGUUCUCGGCGCCGCUCUCGACGCCUGCCUCGGCGCCCUUCUCGACGCCCCCGCCGUCUACGUUUGCGACCGGCGCGACGUCGGUGCGCGACACGCCCACGUCGCAGCCCGAGUGGAGCGUCUUUGGCCUCGGCGGCCCCGCCUCGGCCUCGCCGGUCGGCCCCAAGGUGCCGAGCAAGGUCGAGACGCCCAUCUCGCCUGCGCCGGCGUACUGGGCGGGCUCGUCGUUCGGUCUUGCGCCGCCUGCUGGCCUUGCACCCGCGGUGGACCGCGAAGCGCAGCCUGUCGAACCCCCCGCGACGAUCCGCUCGGUGGAGCCGAGCGCCGCGCCGAGCACUUCGCCGAGCAUUGCGCCGGUGCCGGUGCGCCGCCCGGUGCAGCCGCCCGCGCCCGAGCCGGUCUCUGCGCCGAGCCCUGCGCGUGAGCCGUCGACCUCGUCACGGCGUCUGCACCUUCCCGGCCGGGGCAUCUUUGGCCCCCGCAAAGCGCCGCGCGAGCCGGAGGACGAUGCACGUUCGCACCGUACGAGCGUUGUGCCGAACAAGGCGCAGAUCUCGCUGCCGACGAGCAAUGCGAACUACUCGGCGCCCGCCGUCGGUGCCGGCGUCGGUGCCGGUGUCGGUGCUGGCGUCGGUGCCGGUGCCGCUGGCGCGGCGAGCGCGGCGAGCGACAAGCCCGAGCCGCAGACGAUUAUGCCGGUGGCGUCGGGCCCCCCCGCGGUGCCCGCCAAGGGCUCGGAGGCCUCCACCCUCGUCCUGCACAAGAUUGCGCCGGUCGAGAUGCAAGGCUGGAUCAAGAAGAAAGGCGAGCGCUACAACACGUGGAACUCGCGCUACAUUGCGCUCAAAGGCAGCGACCUCAUUAUCCUGCGCGACCCUGCGGCCGAAAAAGUCAAGAGUCACAUCAACAUGCGCGGCUACAAGGUGGUGGCCGACGAGAGCACGAGCCUGGGCCGCUACGGCUUCAAGAUUGUGCACGAGUCUGAUCGCCCCCACUUCUUUAGUUUGGACGACCCCGUGAUGCUGCGCAACUGGAUGAAGGGCAUGAUGAAGGCGUCGAUCGACCGCGACCACUCGCAGCCCGUCAUCUCGUCGUACAGCAACCCGACGAUUUCGCUCGAGGAGGCGCAGCGCCUCAAGCCGCGCCCGCCGAGCCCGGGCAGCCGCCAGCGCAUGCAGCGUGAGCACGGCCGCGAGGUCAAGGACCAGCUCACUGCGAAGGACGAGUCGGUGCUGCGUGGCCUGACCGAUGAGGGGGUGCUGCGCAGCCUGUCGGGCAACGGACGUAGAUAG
Malassezia japonica is the source of this 3087-nucleotide messenger RNA. RefSeq lists its product as uncharacterized. The record is from RefSeq and is a predicted model, not a curated record. Gene Ontology annotation, cellular component: cytoplasm. Gene Ontology annotation, molecular function: protein binding. The transcript has 2 exons. Lineage: Eukaryota; Fungi; Basidiomycota; Malasseziomycetes; Malasseziales; Malasseziaceae. Bases 1 to 3087 code for a protein of 1028 amino acids.